AUGGCGGCAUCGCAUGAGAACCAGGUGCGCCUGGCUCACUCAUCGCCGCUAGACACCUUGGUUCGGCGAACUUCGUCCAGACGACAGGUUGUCCGACGAAAAGAACAACACGAUGCUAAGAAGCAGGCCACUGCCGUUAAUUCCUUUUCGCCAGUGCCCUCUUCCUCUCGGUCAACUGCUAGCAAUGCUGAUUAUCUUAACGAAAAGUCGUUUCUGUCAUUGACGGACGAACCAAACGGAUAUUAUGACGAGCUUGAGUCAUAUUAUGAAGAGAACAGCAUGUAUCCACUGCAAAGUCACACCCCCGGCGCCUCUGCAGACAGCCACCGUGAUUGGCAUACCACUGCCAGUGGCUCCACAAAUGUCACUCCCGUUCCAACCGUCGUGGUUUCCAAACCCCAGGAUAUCAACAAGCAGGUCGCCGUUAGUGAGCCAAAACUUGGCGGGAGGUCACCCAUAGUUGACCCUACUCCUCGAAUAAACUUUUCCAGGCCAGGAAGGCCACCGAUAUUCUCUUCGGAAGAGCAGAAACGGCAGGUUCUUGAGCGAAAUUCACAAAGAACCCGUUCUCCACGGACCGUUCAUACCCCACUUUCAUUUCUUCCCUCUCGCCCGCCGUCUGUACAUCCAAGCUCACCAACAAGCUUGUACUCCACGUCAUACUCAUUUUACCAUCUGAGCGAUGGCUCUCCAUCACCAACUGGCAAUUCAAAAUUUCCCGCCCAUUCACCUUCCCCGCCAGCCAACUGUUCACCUUCCACCGAGCCUUCGACUCCACAGGAGUAUCUUCAGCUAGGAAUACAAUACCACGAGGCCAACAAACUACAAGACAGUGCAUUUUACUUUGAGAAAAGUGCAAAGGAACAGGGUGGGUGUGGGAUAGGGAUGCUCUUGUGGGGAUUGACUCUGAGGCACGGGUGGGGAUGCGAAAAGAAUGAGAAAAGUGCUUUCAAGUGGUUAACAAAGGCCGCGGAGAGCGCAGUGGAUGAUCUGGGUAAAGCGAGAGAAGGCAUGGACGUGAAGGCUGUUAGAUCGGAGCUCGUGCUAGCGAUUUAUGAGGUCGGGCAGUGCUUCUUUCAUGGUUGGGGUGUAGCUAAGGACCACAAGAUGGCAGUUAGUUACUAUCGAGUUGCUGCCAACCUUGGUGAUGGGGACGCGCAAGAAGAUCUCGCUUUCUGCUUAGCCAAUGGCAAAGGGUGCAAGAAGGAUAAGAAGGAAUCUGCUAAGUGGUAUCGCGCGGCUGUCGAACAAGGUGCCAGUGACGUGGGGAUGGCGUGGAUCUACAAGAACAAAUACAAGGGCUAG
Messenger RNA from Suillus subalutaceus, 1305 nucleotides. RefSeq lists its product as uncharacterized. Lineage: Eukaryota; Fungi; Basidiomycota; Agaricomycetes; Boletales; Suillaceae. Bases 1 to 1305 code for a protein of 434 amino acids. The transcript is spliced from 7 exons. Gene Ontology annotation, molecular function: protein binding. The record is from RefSeq and is a predicted model, not a curated record.